Molecule: messenger RNA, 984 nt
Organism: Ambispora leptoticha
Lineage: Eukaryota; Fungi; Glomeromycota; Glomeromycetes; Archaeosporales; Ambisporaceae
Source: the annotation of a GenBank genome assembly
CAAAUAUAUGAUAAUUUAGAUAUUGAUUAUAAUAUGAAAAAAAUUUUGAGUGAAAGUAAAGAUCCAUUAUUUUGGGUUCCUUAUAAUGAGUUUGGAAACAUUGAAAUUAAAGGGAAAGGCAGAUUUGCGACAGUAUAUUAUGCUAUGUGGCAUAAUAAGUACCAAAACCUUCACCAAAAUGUUGCGCUUAAGUUGCUCCAUAAUUCAAAAGAUUAUAAUGAUGAGUUUAUGAAAGAGUUAAAAGCAUAUUGUGAUAUUGGCAGUAAAAAUCCAUCAUUUUUAAGGUGUUUUGGAAUAUCAAAAGAGGAUACUUCUGGUGAUUAUAUCCUCGUUGUGGCACAAAUGGAAUGGAGAAAUAAAUUGACUUUAUUGCAUUGUAUUGCUUCUGAUCUUCAACUAAUUCAUUCUCAAGAACUUAUUCAUCGAGAUUUGCAUAGCGACUUAGGACUUGCGAUGUCAACGUGCAUAGCAUUAAAGUCAGAACGCCUUGGAGUUUACGGAAUUUUACCAUAUAUAGCACCGGAAGUUUUAGACAAAAGACAAUAUACAACAGCAUCAGAUAUUUAUUCGCUUGGAAUAAUUAUGUGGGAAAUUUUGUAUGGAAAUUCUGCAUCUUAUAAUCAAGAAUUUGAAAUACAACUUCAAAUAGAAAUAUGUCAUAAUGAUUUGAGACCGGUAGUUAUUGAGAACACACCACAAUGUUAUGUAAAUCUAAUGAAGAAAUGUUGGGAAAGAGAUCCAAUAAACCGCCCAUCAGCAAUAGAAAUUUGUAAAGUCCUUGUAGAAUGGCAAAAUGAUGAAAAUAUUUUAUUAGAAUUAAAUAAGUCAGAUGAAAUAUUAAAAAAUAUUAAUAACACACAUAUACAAUCAUAUCCUGAUGAUACUUAUAAAAGUGAAAUUAUUAAAAGCACAAAUCUACAAACACACCCUGAUAACAUUUAUGGCAGUAAAUUGAUUAAAUUCACUGCAUCUUUGCCAAGGUAA